This is a messenger RNA of Tremella mesenterica DSM 1558, 2250 nucleotides long. RefSeq lists its product as uncharacterized. NCBI's taxonomy places the organism in Eukaryota, Fungi, Basidiomycota, Tremellomycetes, Tremellales, Tremellaceae. The record is from RefSeq and is a predicted model, not a curated record. The coding region runs from base 1 to 2250 and encodes 749 amino acids. The transcript has 6 exons.
AUGGUCGGAUCAGCACAGCCCUUGGCGCCAGCCUUUACUCCGGUUCCGGUCCCUGUACCACCCCCUUCCAAGUCUGAGAUUCAGAGGAAGCUCUCACAGAAGGCAUCGGUCUCUCCAAGACUGGGUGAAUCACCCAAGAAGCCAAAGAAACCCAUCGCUACAGGACCUCCAAGUGCAUAUCACCCAUCGACCAUGUCAGGGAACGAAUCCGAUACAUCCUCAGUGACAUCGUCUGUCCCUCCCGCUAUGACCUCCCCGAAUCACCCAACCUCACCCAUUUUGACACCUGCGACUGGGAGUGUGGGAGGUCUCAGUGCUAUAGCAGAAAGGAAAGGUAGUCACGCUGGUAGUGCCGGUGGAUUUGAUGAUGAGAUGGAGUUGGAAGAUGUUGAAGAGGGUGAUGAAGAGGCGAGUGGUAGUGAUGAAGAGGGGCAAGAGGGGCAAGGGGAGUUGAAAAGAGGACUGGAGGGUGAAAGGGUUAUAAAGAGUGGUUUUUUGUAUAAGAAACAAGAGAGAAGAAAAGCAUGGAAGAAAAAGUGGUUUGUUCUCAGAACAGGAAAACUUGCAUAUUACAAAGAUAAUCGGGAAUAUUCUUUGAGUCGAGUGAUCGAUUUGGAUAACGUACAUACAGUCGCUCCUGUUCUGGUCAAGAAGCAUCCAUUCACAUUCGGAAUAGUCACAUCCAAACGGACUUUCCUUGCCAAGGCCAAUAGUCAAGAUGAGAUGGAUGAUUGGGUUCGAUCUAUCAACACUGUUCGUCGACGACUUAGUGAACAACGUGAAGAUGAAAGAACUAGACGAGAACGUGGAUCUUCAACCGCUACCGCUAUGUCUGUCACUCACAGUGAACAUCAACCACUUUCCACUCCAACUCUGAGUUCAUCUCCUACUACUCAUACUGGUGGAUACUUUAUCGCUCGUCAACCUAGUGCUUACUCGCCUCAACAAGUCCAAAGUGGUCAAUCAAUAUCAUUACAUUCUGUACCUCCACCUUCACCCGAAGCUACACGUUCGAUAUCUUCUCAAUUGGCAAGUUUAUCCAUUGGUCCUAGUCCUUCUAUGAGCGGUACUCUCGGUUCUCCUCGUCGACCAUCUGGAGGAUUUACCGGUGUACAAGGGAUAUCCAGAUCGGUUUCAGACACUCCUACUCGAGGAGAACCAUCCGCGAGUUCAUAUUCUUCCACUACUGGACCUUUAUCAGCUUCUCCACACAAAAUGCAGAUCCCAGCGGUUAGCUCAGAUGAGGAUGAUGGAGAACCUUAUUUUUCUGAUCCACAAGCUGCUUUUCCAAGUCAACUUCAAAGGGCUCAAUCUCAGAGUCCUCAACAAAUUCUUAGCCCGCCAAUGAGUCCGGUGGAUCCGAAUAAGAUUAUAUUGAAUUCGUAUCUUAUGAAACGGAGUAAAGGACGAGGUAGACGUAUGUGGCGGAAAAGAUGGUUUUACCUUACUUCGCAGGGUUUGACAUAUACGAAGUCUCACAUGGACCUCAAACCCCUUCGCUUUAUCCCCCUCUCAUCCGUCCUCGACGCACUGGAAACAUCAACCACACCAUCCGAUACUGAUACCGACACUGAUUCUCCCAUUCGACAAAAUACCUUUCGACGUCAAGGAGAAUCCAUCCGACGAUCAAGUAGAGAUAAAGUGAAAGGAGAAGAUGAUCAUAUGUUUCGAAUAAUCACAGCUAAAAGAACUUUCGUACUUUGUGCUCCUGGAGAAGAAGAUGAGAUUAAAUGGUUGGCUGCUUUUAGAGCUUUGUUAAAUCGAGAAAGAUCUUCUUUACCUUCUUCAGUUCCUCCAACUCAAUCUCAACAAUUCCAUAUUCAUCAUCAUCAAUCUCAUGAUCAACAUCAAAUUCAUGAUCAACAAACACAAACACAAACACAAUAUCAAAGUCCUAAACAAAUACAAAAUCAAAUGAUUGAAAGACAAGUACCUUUUAUCAUGGCUCAACCACCCACUCCUGCUGGUGUGGGAAGUAUGGAAGAGACUAUAAGUUCACCCACUACUCAAGGUCCACCAAUCAUGGAUCAUCAAGAGGGUAAGAUUGGUGGAGAGGUGGAUAGAGGUAGGGAAGAGAGAGUAGAGGGGAUAGGGGGUGAUACUGGAGUUACAGGACUUGGAAUGGGACAAUCAUCUUUGGUGUUAGGUAUGAGAGGGAGAAGUGCGACUUAUACAGCUAAGAGUGCAGUAGCAGAAGUGGUCAGACGAUUUCAUCCCGAACAUUCGAAUGCACAUGAAGGUCAGGUCUGA